AUGGCACCUAAUGCCCCUGAGAUCAUCCCUUCUUUGCCUGUCGCAAUGGAGGUACCGGUCCUCCCGGAAGACGGUCAGGGAAAUCCUGCUCCGCCCUCAACGUCCCCUGCUCAAACCAACUCCGACAACCCGCGCGGACUCAUCCGUUUCCACGACCAAGUCGAUGUGGUCAUGGAGGACGCUGCGGACAUGCGGACUUACCAGAUGGUCGCCUAUGAAGACUUUAUUGAGAAUGGGCACGUUCUGAGUCGGUCCCAGAAACGUAUUCACCGUAUUCCGCCCGCAUUUCGCGCCUAUCACAACCGAAUCGCGCGAGCUUAUGGGGACAUCCAGCAUUUUCUCGACCAAGUCGCCAAGCUGGACACUGGCAUGACGGCGCGUCUUCAAGAACUCCACAACAAAGUCAAUCGGGACUACAACCGCGUAGUUCGGGAACUCCAGGCGUCACGAUCUCGAGUCGAAGCCCUCAUUUCCACUAACCAAGAGGCCCUCCAAUGGCACCUGCUCGACUUUCAGCAGCAUACUUGGAAAGGAGUUGCCAACCGAGUCACUGAGACAAAUGAGCGGAUAUUGUCCUAG
Messenger RNA from Thermochaetoides thermophila DSM 1495, 579 nucleotides. RefSeq lists its product as uncharacterized. Bases 1 to 579 code for a protein of 192 amino acids. The record is from RefSeq and is a predicted model, not a curated record. Lineage: Eukaryota; Fungi; Ascomycota; Sordariomycetes; Sordariales; Chaetomiaceae. The transcript has a single exon.